Messenger RNA from Drosophila elegans, 3951 nucleotides. RefSeq lists its product as uncharacterized. The record is from RefSeq and is a predicted model, not a curated record. The coding region runs from base 830 to 3541 and encodes 903 amino acids. The transcript has 4 exons. Lineage: Eukaryota; Metazoa; Arthropoda; Insecta; Diptera; Drosophilidae.
UCGCUCAGUUUCUUUCAGCCAGUCGUUCGCGUCGGUUGUCGGCUGUUGGUUGUUGGUUGUCGGUUGUUAGUUGUUGGUGUGCGCUGUCGACGCAUGUUGCAUGUUGUCGCUGCGUAGUCGCAGGUUGCCACUGCGCUUUUUGGCCCUGCACGCAGACUCUGUGCGACCGCAAGGUGCUCUCAAAAUAACGAGCAAAGGAAAAGGAGCAGCCGAAAAAAAAGCACUCUAGAUUUGCUAUUCUGACAUAGUUUCGCGGCAAAUCAGCAAAGACUGCAAAAAAGCGAAAGAGAUCGAAAAACAGCGAACAAGUGUGUGUGUGAAAUAAAUGUGCAUUCAACAACAAAAGCGGAGAAAAGUGAGGAAAAAACCAAAGAAGGUGCCGAGGCAGAAAUUGGAAAUAAACAAAAAGAAAUUGCAUAAGUCGGAUUUUUGGCGUGCGCUUUGCUCAUCUUCUGUGCCGCUGCUGCAAUAUUUGAGUGGCUUCUGCUGUUUAUCCUCCCAACAGCGCGAGAUAAAACUCAGAGACGAGCGUCGAAUUAUUUAAACCUACUGGCGAUAUUUUACAAAAUUUAAUCAACUCCGCUGGGCUGCUUGACCAUUUGACUUUUUUCGAACAAGUUUGCUAUCAAGUUUUGCCUCUCUGUGUGCGUUUGCGUUUUCGGCAAUUAAAACCCAUUAAUGCAAUUGUUGCUUACCAAUUUCUAUGUUCAUAUGUGUGCGCGCCUCUUAUCCGGUAAACAUUUAUGCAACUCGGCCGAAAGCAACAGCAAGAGCAACAUUUGGCCAAGGGACGUACUUUAUCCGCGAUUGAAGUCUGUGUGAGACCGCAAUGCCAAUUUGCAAAAGUUCUCCGGGCAUGGCAAGCAAAAAGACAGCCACGGACAUAUCCGCUGAUCACGUGACGGAAGGCGCCCAGGUGAAGCGAACCCGCGAGCAGGCCUACUUCAACUCCUACGACUUCGAUGCAAUCGAGGUGCUGCCCUACGACGAGGAGGACGACGAGGCGGGACGAACGAUCCAGAGCGGGAGCCAAAGCAGGAGCAGGAGCGAAAGCAGAACCGGAAGCAGCAGCAGCCGGAGCAGCAGCACACGGAGCUACUCCGCAGCCAAUGAUCCCGGUGCGUCAAGCAAGUUCGCCUACCUGCAACGCCUGGGAGCCUUCUUUGGACGGAGCGGAGGGGGCGCAGGCGGAUCCGGAGCACCGGAAGCGGCAAGUGGAGCUGACCCAAGUGUAGGAGGGGCACCCAUCUUGGCACCUAAGGGCAGUAGCGAGAACUUCUUGCUGCCACGUGCUAUGCUCAAGUAUCAAAGCACAGCGACCACUUCGGCACCGCCAUCGUCCACGUCCACGGCAGCCACGCCAAUGCCAUCGAAGCAUGCACCGGGCAUGGGGAGUCCACUUGGUCACGACCAGCAGCUGGAGGUGCCUGCCGGCGCAGAGGAGCGCAGCAAGAAGUGCUCGGUGGCCUCCAAUGUCAGCAGCUCGCAUUCCGCGGAUUCCGGGCUGCCAGUGGCAGCGGCCACCUCUGCGACGGCAGCAACAUCUGCUGCAGCAGCAGCAGCUACACAGGCCACACAUGGCUCACACUACUCGACGGACAAAAGCGGCUCGUCCGGUUACUACAGCUCCAACGUGUGCUCCACUUACUCGCUGGACGAGCACAUCUACUGCGAACCGGUCAUCGAUGUGCAGGAGAAGCUCAAGAGCGUGGCCGCCAGGCAGCGGCAGAGGCCGCCGCUCCGACUGCCAACGAAAGUGGCGGCUCCGCAGGAGGUGGCCUCGGAGGUGGGCCCACCAGCAGCCGCAGCCGCCGCCGAGAAGCUGGCUGCAGUGAAGAGUCAGCGCUCGGACAUGCAAGAUGCGGCUGGAGCUGCAUCCAAUGACCACCAAGUUCAGGCGAAGAGCGAGGCGGCGGCGGCGGCAGCGGCCGGGCUGCACCACUACAGCGACAAGCUGCGCGUCCUGGAGACGAGCAUCGAGAAUCUGGACCGCCACCUGAAGACCUUUCCCAGCCUGUACGCCCAGGAGCACAUUGUGAGCUUCAUGCAGGCAGCCGGAGGGAGUGCUGAGGACACAUCCCACUCCCUGGACAUUGGGGAGAAGCUGCGGGCCUACAACCAGCUGCCCACCAUCAUGGAGCAGCAGCAGCAACAGCAGCAGCAGCAGGAGCCGCUGGUGGAUGACUCCCUGCUGGACAUCGACCUAGAUGCCUUUCUCCUGGCCUCCCACGUGGAGCACCGGGGCAUCGACAAUCCCAGCUUUCUGAACGACGAACAGCUGGCCGAGAACAACUACAAAUGCGCCAAGUACAUCAACUCCUGCCCCGAGGAUGCCUAUCGCUUGGAGAGCGAGAGGGGCGGAGCUGGAGGACUGGGUGUGGGCGUAGGUGUGGGCGUGGCAGAGAAGACUUACGCCAAGCGGUACGAGGAUCAGCUGCAUUUCCAAAACACUCGUGAGCUGCUGGAGGAUGUCCGUGAUAAGAUACGCCUCCUGUCGCGUGCCACGCCCCCGCCCUCGGACACGGCCACGCCCACGCCCGCCAGGACACCGCCCCCGGACGUGCCCAAGGAGCUGGAGGGCAUGAUCCACACUCUGAAGCACGAGCUGGAGUCCUACCUGCAGCGCAUGAACCAGCACAGUGAGCAGGAGCUGCGGCAGCUGUGCAGCGGACUGGGUCGCCAGCAGCACGUGGUCCGCCUGCAGAACGCCCUGGAGCGCAGACGCAGCUGCGCCGACCUCCAACUCAAUGCCUACGAAGCGGUGCGCGACGGAGUGCUGAUCUCCGCCAGCGGCAGACCGCUCAGCGUCCGUGAGCAGAUCAUGACCAUCCGCUGCGCCAGCGACCCCAACUUCAAGAUGAAGCGCAAGUCAAUUGCGGAGAUCUUCCCCGCCGCCGAGUUCUACGUGGAGUCGGAGGUGACCACCACCAGUCUGUCCUGCAGUGCCACGCCCUCGCCCUCACCCUCGCCCGCCUCCACGCCGCAGCUGGAGCUGGAGGCCCUGCAUCCCGGCCUGACCACCACCACGGUCGUCACGCAACUGCAGCGGAACCUCACCUUCCACAAGCCCAUCCUAGCGGUGGCCAAUUGCAGCCAGGGAUGUGGAGCUAUGACCGCCGGCGUGGCUGCUGGCGAUAAGGCUCGGGAUCGGGAACGGGAGCGGGAACGGGAACGGGAACGCGAGCGGGAAAAGGAAAGCAUAGCCGAGUGGCACCGCAAGAAGCCCAGCAUCUGGGAGAUGUACUACGGCACCAACCGGCUCCAUCAGUCGCUCCUCGGAAAGCAGCGAAGUGGAGGCGAACUGGUCGUCAGCAGUGCCCAGCCCACUCUGUCCUAUCCAUCCUCACGACCCGAGUCGGACUUCACGCUGGACCUGCCACGGGCGGAGCAGCUGCGCUUGAAAAUGGAAAAGGAGAAGAAGUUCCGCCAAAGAUGCCGCUUCAUCACCACGUUCCUCAGCCUGGUCUUCUUCCUGCUGACCGUGAUGGUGGUGAGCCUAGUUUUGACCCGCGGCAAACGGAUGUUCGGCAGCAUGAUUUGAGGCGACCCGAUCAGCGACCACUUAGCACUUAGCACCUUAAUUCGAGUCUGCAAAACAGGGUAACUGCAGAAAAUUACAAACUACAGUGCCAACCAGAAAUGUAAAUCGUAAACGAAGCUCAAGUUUAGUGUUAGUGGUAGUCGUAAUCCCCCCGUGGGUUUUUUUUGGCAGGGCAGGAUCGCCACGGCCGCAGUCGCAGUAUUGUUAAUAAAUUAUUUAUGUGAUCCUAGUUGUUAAGUCCGAGUGAGUGCAUUUGUUUCUGUGCGUUCUCGUAUACUGCCUGUAUCCAGCCUAUCGUUUGUCAAACCUAUUGUUAAGCCCAUCAAACUGUAUUAAAUAUAUGUAAACGUAUAACUAAUUGUAGCUAGAGUCUUGUGAAUGUGUGGAGAAUAAACAGAAUACCGAGUAUA